AUGUCCGGUCCCCAAUGGGAGCCGUACCACUGGCUCCAACUUAUAUCCGGUCCUCAAUCAGAGCUUUGGACAGGUCCGGAUCCCUAUCCACCGUCUGGUAAGGGACAGAUGUGCGGUCCCCAAUGGGAGCCGUCGACGGCCGUAGGGUGUUGUGCAACAAGGACAUACAUACCUAUGCUCACUACAGGGCGCGGUCCCCAAUGGGAGCCGUCGACGGCCGUUGGUCAGCAAUACGGACCCCUCACCCAUGCGGUCCCCUUUGGGAGCCGAUGGAAUGUGUACCGGACGGCUGACCAGGAGGGUACCACUAUGAAUCUAGGGUUAGGAUGA
Molecule: messenger RNA, 330 nt
Organism: Suillus fuscotomentosus
Lineage: Eukaryota; Fungi; Basidiomycota; Agaricomycetes; Boletales; Suillaceae
Exons: 3
Coding region: 1-330 (109 amino acids)
Source: RefSeq, a predicted model, not a curated record